CACACCAGCAGCCCGGAAAACAUCCCACGCGGAAAGGAGUCAUUCACCUUUGCACGCACUCCCAGCGCUGCAACGCUGCACCGCCACUCAGAGACCCGGCCGAGGUUUCCGGUUUGCCAGAGGAGAGAGGGGAGAGCAGGUCACUGAAGUGUCCCGGGGAAGCUUUCUUAUCGGCUCUUCUUUUGCUAACAACCACCUCCUUCUAUAGGAGAGGGAAAUGUACUUUAACAUCUAAAGCUGAUGGUAGUUCCUGGUUUCAGGCCAAAUUUACCAAGGGAUACCUCCAGACCUACAUAAUUAUCGACGGUAGGAAUUGGGACAUUCCGUGAGUAGAGAUGAUGAUCGUCAAGCAGUUGCCACUUGAAGUGAAGAUUGCAGCACUAGCUGGGAUUGUCUUCUUCGCCAUCAUGGCAUCACGGACUUGUUUGGCUGAAAGGAUGGAGGUGAACAGGUUCAGAUGGCUGCUUAAGUUGCAAAUGGUCCUCUUUGCUAAUAUCCUGAUGCUCAUAGGAUCCGUUCAUAUAUGGAGAAAUACAGCGACCAUAUUCUACAGAUCACCAGCUGUUAACUCUUGCUGUUUCAUCUUUUGGAAAGUAGCUGUGAUAAUGUUCCUGAUUUUGGCACACUCAAGCCCUUUUACAAUGCUGUUUCUUGUGGCGGAAGAACCUCACUUUUUCUCUUUAGCAGCUUACACCUGUCUUGGAACUUAUAUCAUCCUUAUUUUCUUCCUCUUCACCCUGGGUUCCUUGGAGCAAGGUUAUAAACUUUUGGUCUACAGAAGAACAAAACUGGACACUGUCAACAAGAACAGUAGACUGGCAAUGAAAAAAACCGUUAUAGCAGUUAUGAUGUCAGUUGCAUUGACUGUUUGUGGCCUCCUGAAUGCUUCCCAGCCACCUGCAGUGAAGUCAGUUGAUAUUACUGUCCACAAAUUGCCACUGUCUAUGGACAAACUGAAGGUGGUGUUGCUGUCUGAUAUUCAUCUAGGGCCCACUGUUGGGAAAACCAAACUUGAAAUGAUUGUAAAGAUGGUUAAGGCUUUAAAACCAGAUAUCACCGUGAUUGUGGGUGACCUCACCGAUUCUGACGUGAAGGACCUGGGAACAGCUGUGGAACCCCUUGGCCGGCUGAACUCUCCCCUGGGAACGUACUUUGUGACAGGGAAUCAUGAGUAUUACAACUCUGAUGUCAACAACUGGUUUGAGCUGCUGAAAUCACUUGAUGUUCACCCACUGCACAAUGAGAACGUAAAAAUAUUGUUCCCUAGCAGCAGGGAGAGCGACUGGUUUUGUUUGGCCGGAGUCGAUGAUAUCGAGGCGAAUGUGUUGCGCUAUUCUGGACACGGCAUGGAUUUAGAAAAGGCUUUAAGGGGUUGUGAUGCCGACCACGCGAUAGUUCUCCUUGCUCAUCAGCCACUCGCUGCAAAAUGGGCUAUCCAAGCUCGACCGGAUAUAAAUUUGGUCUUAUCUGGCCACACUCAUGGAGGGCAGAUAUUUCCUUUGAACAUUGUUGCCUAUUGGAUGAAUCCAUUUUUUGUUGGUUUGUAUCAAGUUGGUCAGAGCACUUUUGUGUAUGUCAGCUCAGGGACCAUGUACUAUGGAAUACCAAUGAGACUGGGAAGUCGAGCAGAAAUCACGGAAAUCAUUCUGCAUUGUCCCUGAUCAGUCCACACAGCUGUGUGUUCGAUUCCUCUUGGGCUUGUAUGACUGAUCACCUUGUGCACAAAAUCUGUACCCUGUGUAACUGCACAGUUCCCCCCCCCCCCUUGUAAUUUCAUGUUUGGCUAUGUAUGUAAUCAUGUCCUUUUCAUUGGUAAAGACUUUUUCUUCUGUUUGGGAGUCCUGGCAGGCACAUGUUUAGAGCAGCCAUAUGCAUAUUGAUAAGUGCAAUGUUUCCCUAGUUUUCCAGGACUCCUCUUCUGAAACACUCAAACAAAAUACUGAUCUCUCGUCUUGCCUCCCCUCUCACAUGUUAAGGAUGAUAGGGUAAAUCCAAUCAUACUCCAAAGAGCGUUUCUCCAACCUAAGGAAAGCCAAUUCCAUAGCUUCUUAAAUUUGAGGAAGUCUCUUAAUAGCCCAAUUUGGGGGGGGGGGAGUGGAGGGUGGAGAGGGAUUGACUCUUGAACGCAGUUGCCUACCCUGCUUGGUCAAGUGGCAUUUAUGCCGGUGGGAAAGCAAACAGGGAGGAGGGCUGACCCAAAAAUGGGCUCCAGCCCCAAAGCUGCAUCAGCUUAAACUUGGCCACCAGAGCAGCUGGGGGCAUUCCUGGAGGCAGAUUCAACCUUUGCUUUACCAAGAAAUUUGGCCUGGGAAAGCCCCUGGUGCAGGAGUUGAAAAAGGUGGCACCCCAUUUUGGACUAUGGGGGCUUUACAGGCAGCUGAGCACUUUCUACUUGCCGCUGCCUCCCUGGAAGCUCUCUGGAGGCGGCAUGCUGGAGCCUUCUUGGUUGGGCUGUUAGUCUAGAAGAAGCUGUCAAACCGUGGAGUAUAGGAACAGAGGCAGGAGCCACCCUCAUAAUAUUAUUAGCUUAUCUGAUGUUUCUGUUCUGUCAUCAGUUUUUAUCUGAUAAGUCACCCUUUCAAAAGUGUGAUAAAAUCUGCCUAGUUAUAGCCUCUGUUUUUCAUGUAUGCGUCUUUUCCCCAACUUAAUGGUUUGCGAUCUGGAUCAAAUAAAUUAUCCUCCUAGCCCAAUAUUCUACCUUUUGAUAGCCAACAUGAGAUUUUAUGUGUUUCAACAUACUUGGUGAAGAUUUGAUUUUCUGGCAACAUGCAUGUUUUUUCAGAUGAGGAAAUAGCUUCUUCUUUUGACGGCUAUUAAAACUGUGCCCAAAGACUACACUUGUAUAUGAAGUUAAGAAAGAGGGGAUGAAUAAUAGCUUUUGGCCUAGCUCACCUGUUGCAAGUUACUGUACUUAGAACCAGUUCAGUUUUAAUUGACUUCAGUAGUACUAAAUAUCACUAACUGUGCUUGAUUUGAAACCACUUUUGUCUAGUCUCAGGGUUAAAUUAAUAAUGUAAAUAUCUGGCUAUUUAAUAUUUAACUAUUGAUUUGAACAUCAAACUUGUAUUUGAAUAUGUUUGUAUAAUUUAGAAGCAAAACUUUUCCAUUGGCCACUCCUUGUGAUUUGCACCCUCGAGUAUGAUUAGGGUCCAUGUUUGUUUGGUUUUGAAAAGAAAUGGGUCUCAGACCAGGGCUUUUAUCUAGUGUAAAUCUCGGCCAGUUGAAAAUGUAUCCAAGCAGAAUGAGAUUUCCUUGCCUUCUUCUUCCCUUUGUAGGCCAAAUGGACCCCCCAGAAAAACUAUCAGUGGGGAGUCAGAGCAGCAGAAAAGGAGAAUUGGUGAAAAUAGCCUUAGUAGAAAUUUUCUGUGAGAUUCAAGUCAGGUUUAGUAACUUGAAUAAUGUAUUUUGCACUGGAUCAGUUAUUUCCUGUAUUGCUUUAAAAAGCCUGAAUGCUUGAAGAAUUUUAAUGUCUCAGAAGUCUGUAUUUGAAAUUUUUUGGCUUGUUCAGUUUUCCUUAGAGUUGUAUAAUAAAAUACCAAUAUCUAAUACUCAUGAGGUUUAUUAGCACAGAUAUUUGCCUGGAGGUUGCUGAGCAAAAAAUAUUUUUUAAGCCUGUAGUCCUAUAAAACAAUUAACAUGUUUUUGAGAAUGAACGUGCUCAUUUGUGCACUUUGGGCUUGGGUACUUCCAUAUAUAAUAGUAACUGGCUGCUUCUAUGCUUGGACCUACCUGAGCCUUACAUAGUUAGUCACUGCAGAAAAUGUUUGUUAAUGAAAUCCUGUGGAGCUGGGAAUUUUGUCCUAAAAUAAAACAGGGCCAUAAAUACCAAUGUUUCAGAUUUAAAGGCCAUGUUUACAGUAUUCAGCAUGCUUCAUGUUUCUGUGUCCCUUGUAAAAGCUGUUAAAAGGAGACCUGUGUUUGUUUUUUUGCGGUCAAGUCACAGCUGACUUAAGCAAUCCAUAGUGGGUUUUCAAGAUAUGUUCAGAGGCGAUUUGCUAUUGUCUGUCUCCUUGUCAUGACCCUGGUAUUCCUUGGAGGUCUCCCAUUUGCUUUUCCACCAAAAGAUCUAAGUAGAAUUGUAACUACCGGUACAUCCACCACGUGUUGGACUGUUGUUGUUUUAGAAUAGUCCACAUAGUGUUUACCUAGUUCUGAUAGGUAGAUACUGGGACCCAAGUGGAGCAUUCUAAAACAAAGGUGGACCGGCAUGUGGCGGAUGAAAUUGCAAUUCUGCUUAGAUCUUUUGGCAGAAAAGAGUAUAGUGUCUGAUGAGAUCAAGCUAGCCUGGCUAUCCAGGUCAGAGCAGGCCCAGGUUAUCAUUUCCCUAUUACAGGUAAGAGAAUGAGGCAAAGCAUAAAAUUGCUUGCUCAAGGUUGCUGAGUGUCAACAAAGGCAGGUCUGAAUUGGGGACUUCCUGAUUCACAGUGUCUGUAAAUCCACCCAGUUUGUUUGUAGCUGGGCGUUUUGAAGUUUGCAGGAACAUGGUCAUUUUUUUUACAGCGCUUGCUGAUAGCUGCUUUACUUUUAAUCUUGUGAAUUUUGAGCUGACUGGGAAUGGACAGAAUUAGGAUGGGCCAGUCUGAGAGUGACUAGUGUCCCAGUUACUGUUAUUACAGAUUAAAGAGACAUAGUUACUACUGAAGUAGAUGUCACUAAACCAGCAGUCAAGGCUUGCCUAGCCACCUGAAGACAAGUUGUUACCACAACAGAAGAAGAGGAGACUGAUUUUACAACAUUGAGAGUAGGAAGAGCGGAGGAUGAUGCUGUGGAGGCAAGAACUGGUUUUAUACCCUGAAGGGAAGUGGUUCUUUUGUCAUUGCAGUAGAAUGAGGGAGACAUAAAAGUCUUUGUACCUAUUCCAGUUGUCAGCAGAGAGGGUGGGACAAGAUUUGCUGCCUAGAGUACUCCUGAUGAGGUUUGCACGGGAUGUCCAACUAACCAGAUCUUCUCGUCACCAGUGGUGUACAGGAAAUAGAGACUGGUUAUAUAAGUGUGAUGCUUUGAUAGACAUUAAUCUUGAAAUCAUUAAUUUUGAAAUCAUUGCCUGCAUUGUGGUAUAAAGCAUUAAAAAAUCAUUUUUAAUCUCCUUAGUUAAGAUAUCAAAUAACCUCAGAGCAACUUUCACAUCCUUGUGUUUCAAAACAAUGCCCACAACACUUAUCGGCCAGUUGCUAUGCUAGCCCUGGAAGAUUUACCCCAUUAUAUACUUGACUGCCCACUUUAUGUGCAACCCAGGGCUAAAUUCCUUGCUCUAAAUUGGCUUCAGUUGAUUUUAUUGGUUGAUGUGUUGUUAUUAAUAUUUACAUUUUUAAGGCUGUUUGUAUUGUAAAUUUUAUCUCAUAGUGGUUAUAUCCAUAUUAUAAAGUAUUGUAUUUGUUGAUGAUGUUUUGUAAAGGCCAUAUAUAAAUAAAUUGAUUUGAGUCGUAGGAUUAUUAGACUCAUUCAGCCGCUCACAUAACCCACUCGGACUGUUAUGCUCUUGCCACAGAAAGCCUGUUUGUGCAGGACACUUACUGAGUGAAAAUGAGCGCAUAGAAGCCAGGAUGGAGGGGAUGGUAAAAUAACCAGUGCUUCUUUC
Molecule: messenger RNA, 5578 nt
Organism: Sphaerodactylus townsendi
Lineage: Eukaryota; Metazoa; Chordata; Lepidosauria; Squamata; Sphaerodactylidae
Gene: TMPPE
Product: transmembrane protein with metallophosphoesterase domain
Exons: 2
Coding region: 336-1661 (441 amino acids)
Molecular function (GO): hydrolase activity
Source: RefSeq, a predicted model, not a curated record